AAAAAAUGUGGAUUACCCCAUUUGUAUACCUAAUUCUGAGUGUAACAACAUCAUGUACACUGAUGCAUCCAACUUAGGGUGGGGUGCAGUAAUGGGUUCUAACAGAACAGGAGGCAGGUGGAAUGAGAUUWAAUAUCUCGUUGCCUGCAGAAGAUACAGAUGGAGGAGUCYGAAGGCAUUCUAAUAGUUCCCAUGUGGGCAACCCAACCAUGGUAUUCUCAGCUGUUACACAUGUUAACAGCUGUACCAAGGACUCUACCAAACCAAGUAAAAACUCUACAAAUGCUAGGAAAGAAGGACAUAACACACCCACUUAUCACGAAAAUGAUACUGAUGGCCUGCAGACUAACAGGAGAUCCCUUGAAACACAGGGCAUUUCUAAAAGAGCUGGAGACAUCAUACUGCAGUCCUGGAGGAAAGGGACCAAAAAACAGUAUGACUCCUAUAUCAAGAGGUGGAACAACUAUUGUCAUAGGAAACAGAUUGACUUCGUUAAUCCCUCUAUUGCCCAAGCAUUAGACUUUUUAGUUGAGUUAUAUGAACAGGGCAUUGGUCACAGCAGUAUAAAUACAGCAAAGUCAGCUCUCUCUUGUAUUCUGAAUCCUGUUAAUGGUAUUCCCUUUGGUACUCAUCCUACUGUUACACGUUUCCUUAUAGGAGUAUUUGAAUCCAGGCCAACAGCAACAAGAUACACAGAAACAUGGGAUGUAGGAAAGGUACUGCGCUACCUUAAGACAAUACCCAGUGACUCAGAAAAGACAACACUAAAGGAUUUGACUUUAAAAACAGUUAUGUUAAUGGCUCUCGUAUCGGCUCAAAGAGGACAAACUAUUCAUAUGUUCAGUAUUGGAGAUAUGAUAACCACAGAGACAUCAGUUACUUUCAUAAUUUCUACCCCUAUUAAGCAAACUAAGCCAGGGAGUAAGCCAUUAUCUGUCAAGUUUAAUUCAUACCCACUUGACUCUAAUCUUUGCGUUGUCACUACCUUGAGGAAUUAUCUAGCACACACAGAGUCAUUGCGUGGAGACCACAAGCAACUUUUUAUCAGUUAUUUGAAACCAUUCCACCCAGUAUCCAGAAGCACGAUCAGUCGAUGGAUUAAAGUAGUCAUGAACAGUUCGGGAAUUAAUACAGAUACAUUUAAACCACAUAGUACAAGAUCAGYGGCUACCUCUAAAGCUACUGCAUGUUCUGUGCCAUUAGAUCAGAUAUUUGUCCACAGCCGGGUGGAGUUCAGAAAACACAUUUGCUAAGUUUUAUGAUAAACCAAUUCAGGGAGAUGUAGACAACAGUUUUGCUAAUAAGA
This is a messenger RNA of Actinia tenebrosa (Australian red waratah sea anemone), 1306 nucleotides long. RefSeq lists its product as uncharacterized. The record is from RefSeq and is a predicted model, not a curated record. Lineage: Eukaryota; Metazoa; Cnidaria; Anthozoa; Actiniaria; Actiniidae.